AUGGCCACAAGCUCUGCAACUCGUCUCCUUCUAUUUUGCUUAAUCUCCAUCUCAAUAGCCAGAACCUGUUAUUCAUUUUCUAAUGAAGAAUUCCUCCAAUGCCUUAAUCUCCACACCAAAACCUCCACAGGCAACCUCUCAAAACUCCUCUACUACCCCAACACCACCUCUUACUCCAACCUUCUCCUCUCCUCCAUUUCAAACACCAGAUUCACCACCCCACAAACACCAAAACCCCUACUCAUCUUCACACCAUCUCAUGAAUCUCAUGUCCAAGCAUCUGUCCUCUGUUGUAAAUACUAUGCUCUUUCCCUUAGAGUUCGCAGUGGCGGCCAUGACUUUGAAGGCCUCUCUUUCCAUUCUCUAGAGAAACAACCUUUCAUCAUCCUAGACUUCAUCAAUUUCCAAUCUGUGAUCAUUGAUGUUAAACAUAGUACGGCAUUGGUCGAGGUCGGUGCCACUAUCGGCGAUGUAUACUAUCACAUUGCCAAACAAACCACAAUAUUUGGUUUCCCGGCCGGCACCUGCCCCACUGUUGGCGUCGGUGGGCACAUAAGCGGGGGUGGCAUUGGAACUCUUGUCAGGAAGUACGGCGUCGCUGCUGACAAUGUAUUGGACGUAAGACUUGUGGACUUGCAUGGCCGAAUCUUGGACAAAGGUUCCAUGGGAGAGGAUCUCUUCUGGGCUGUCAGAGGUGGUGGAGCUGCAAGCUUUGGUGUUGUUCUUUCAUGGAAAUUGAGGCUAGUCCCAGUCCCUCAAACUGUCACUGUAUUCAAUGUCAGCAAGUCAUUAGAGGAUGGUGCAAUAGAUAUCAUUGACAAAUGGCAGCACGUUGCUCACAAUCUCCCAGAGGACUUGUUCAUUGAGACUGUGAUACAAACUAUAUUGAAUGGUACGAAAGGAGUGGAAGUCAUUUUCAAUGGGUUGUAUUUAGGGAAGUCUUAUAAGGCUCUGGAGGUGAUGAACAAUAGCUUUCCUGAGAUGGGAGUGGGAGUGAAGGACUUGAAGGAGAUGAAUUGGAUUCAGUCAGUCAUGUCCUUUGGUUUUUAUCCUGUUGAUUCCCCUCUUGAAAUCCUUACAGACAGGAGCCUCCAACCAAAGGUUAAUUUCAAAGCAAAGUCUGACUACGUAGUGAAUCUUCUACCAAGAGCUGCAUUGAAGAUCUUGUGGGAUAGUUUACUGCAAGUUGAAGCAGCAUCCAUUUCUUUUGAACCAUAUGGUGGGAGGAUGGCUGAGAUUCCAGAGUCUCAAAUACCAUUUCCUCAUAGAAAAGGGACCCUAUUCAACAUCGUCUAUCUUGUGGGAUGGCAUAAUGACAGUGAAAAAAGCCUGAACUGGAUUACUAAGUUAUAUAAUCAAAUGACUCCUUACGUCUCAAAGAACCCCAGGUGUGCAUACUUAAACUAUAGAGAUAUAGAUUUAGGGAGGAAUGCAGGGAGAAACACAAGCUAUUCCAUGGCUGAGGUGUGGGGUCACAAAUACUACAAGAGUAACUUCAAAAGGUUGGCUAUGGUUAAGGGUGAAGUUGAUCCAGAGAAUUUCUUUUGGAAUGAACAGAGCAUUCCUGCUCUUGUGUUUUGAUUGGAAAA
Messenger RNA from Dioscorea cayenensis subsp. rotundata (Guinea yam), 1589 nucleotides. RefSeq names its product berberine bridge enzyme-like 26. The record is from RefSeq and is a predicted model, not a curated record. Lineage: Eukaryota; Viridiplantae; Streptophyta; Magnoliopsida; Dioscoreales; Dioscoreaceae. The coding region runs from base 1 to 1581 and encodes 526 amino acids. The transcript has a single exon. Gene Ontology annotation, molecular function: oxidoreductase activity; FAD binding.